ACGAGGUGCAGGAGGUCGUCCAUUUCCCGGCCGCCGCGCACCCGCCCGGCGCCGCGCUAGAGUGCACCUACAUCAAAAUUGAGCAAGUCGAAAAGACCCACGCCGUGGUGCUGAGCCGGCCCUCCUGGCUCUGGGGGGCAGAGAUGGGGGCCAACGAACACGGCGUGUGCAUCGGGAACGAAGCGGUGUGGGGGAGAGAGGAGAUCUGCGAUGAUGAAGCUCUCCUCGGCAUGGACCUCGUAAGGCUUGGACUUGAGAGAGCAGACACAGCUGAAAAGGCUCUUACUGUCAUAGUUGACUUGAUAGAAAAAUAUGGACAGGGAGGAAACUGUAUGGAGAGCCACAUGGUAUUUACAUACCAUAACAGUUUUCUGAUAGCCGACAGAAAGGAAGCAUGGGUGCUGGAGACAUCAGGAAAAUACUGGGCAGCAGAAAAAGUAGAAGGAGGUGUACGGAAUAUUUCCAACCAGCUCUCUAUCACAACCAAGAUUGACAGAGAACACCCAAAAUUGAAGGAAUAUGCCAAAAGCAAGGGCUGGUGGGAUGGGGAAAAGGAAUUUGAUUUCGCUGCCACAUAUUCUUAUGUAAAUACUGCCAGGAUGACCACAUCCAGAGGCCGAUACUCUGAAGGCUAUAAACUUCUGAACAAACACAAAGGAUCUAUCACUUCUGAAAUAAUGAUGGAAAUUCUUCGGGACAAAGAGAGUGGCAUUAAUAUGGAAGGUGGAUUUAUGACAACUGGAAGCAUGGUGUCUGUAUUGCCUCAGCAGCCUAAUCUGCCGUGUAUUCACUUCUUCACUGGAACUCCAGAUCCUGCGAGGUCUGUAUUCAAGCCUUUCAUUUUUGUGCCCAAUAUUACUCAGUUAUUAAAAACUAGUUCCCCUACAUUUGGUCAUGAUGAUCCAGUUAAGAAGCAACCACGUUUUCAGAAUAAGCCAGAUCGAAGACAUGAGCUCUAUAAAAAACAUGAAAGUGCUGCUGUAGUUAUGGAAACUAUCGAGGGCCAAGGUAAAGAGAUGCUGAAAGAGAUACAGGAGUUGGAGAAACAGAAGAUAAGUGAAAUGGAAUCAGUCCUGCAAAAUGGAUGUCUUGACGUUAACCAAGCAGUUAACCUUUUUUCACAGUGUGUAGAAGAAGAACUCAAAAUAUAUAGCUAAACCUACUAUUUGAAUGUGGUAAAACUCAGUUUUAUGCUUAACUCUUCUAAUGAAGUAGCUAUAUAGAUUAUGUCUUAUUUUCAGUAUACCAGUUAGUACAGUCAGUUUUAAAGAUGCAAAUUCAUAUUCAGGCCAAACAGCUUUUUGCUGUAUGAAACAACACUGAAAACGCUCUAAGAGCUAGGCAGUGGCUUUGUCUGUAUGUGGCAUAAAGCUGUCAGCAGAGGUUGAUUUUGUCAACAAACAGAUGCAAUUAGGAUGUAAUAGCUUGACUAAAUUGCAGAACAACCCCAUCU
Cariama cristata (Red-legged seriema) is the source of this 1453-nucleotide messenger RNA. It is a transcript of the gene SCRN3, whose product is annotated as secernin 3. Gene Ontology annotation, biological process: proteolysis. NCBI's taxonomy places the organism in Eukaryota, Metazoa, Chordata, Aves, Cariamiformes, Cariamidae. The coding region runs from base 144 to 1157 and encodes 337 amino acids. The record is from RefSeq and is a predicted model, not a curated record. Gene Ontology annotation, molecular function: cysteine-type exopeptidase activity; dipeptidase activity. The transcript has 7 exons.